GAAUUUUUUAAUUUUCAUCAAAUUUACAUUUGAAUUGUGCGCCGUCCAAAAAAUUUAACUUUGCUAUCGGCUUUCUCGAUAUAUAGCGCUCGAUAUAUUUAGCUAGGCUGGUCACACUUUUCAUACUUGACCACACUUCAAACAAAAAAUGUAAACACAUUUUUCGCGAUAAAAUUAUUUUAAAAAUGCAAAGCGUUAAUACAAAUUCAUUUAUAGCUAAGUUUCCAGGCUUACAAAUGGAGCAGAUUAAGAAUAGUGCUUAUGUUAUCAGAGGAGUAAUCUACAUGAAUAAAAAGUGGAUACGACUGAAACUUUAUUUACCGCAUUUUCCAGCGCUGAGCGGUUUUAAAUUGUAUGUGCAACAACAUUUGGAAUAUAAAUGUUAUAAUAGUGGUAACCUGCAGAUCAAAGAAGACUGGCAGCUAGAGGAUUUGCUAACACACCUGGUGCAGCUGCUGCCAACAACAGUUUCAAUUGAAACCAGCUCGUUACGAGAGAAGAAUAACAUUUAUGCUGAGAUAUUGGAACUAAACAAACCUCAGGAGUAUCGUCUGCAAUUGGAUGAGUGCUGUUCCCGCAUACGUUUCAGUAACUUUUCCGAAUAUGAAUCGCAUUAUCUGGAACUGGAACUGCCGUCCUUGCGACUGUUGGAAUACAGUCUGCCCGACUGUAUAUCCCUGGCGGGUAUGUUGGCCGACGGCGCACGUUCCCUCACAGAUGUCCUAAAUCUGUAUCUUAAGCUGCUAGAUGAACUGCGUCCCUUCUACGACAGCUUUGCGGAUAUAGAUGAGCUGUGCGAUGUGCUGCAGCCAUCUCCAAUUACCACCAAGCACAACAGUCGCGUAUUUCCCCUCAAGGAGCGUGUCUAUCUGAAAGUCACCAUUGCCGAUCCCUUUGCCAGCUACGGUUCCAUGGCUGUGCAGAUCAUUGGACCCACCGAGGAGGUGGCUCAAUUGCGACAUGUGCUAAGCGAUGGACUCAGCAGCUGGGAUACCGAACUGGAUAUGCAUAAGAAUCUCUUGCGCAUUUUCGACUUGUGCUAUUUUCCAAUGCCAGCAGGCGCUGAACUCGACCAGCUGCUGGAGAAGAAUGAGGAGGAGAAGCAUUGUAAUAUUUGCUAUGUUUAUCGCUUGGACACUGGCGAGGUGCCUCUUGUGUCGUGUGAUAACCCACGUUGUGUGUUAAAAUGCCAUGCCGCCUGUUUAAAGGAAUGGUUUGACACGCUAAUCGAUGGGAAAACAUUUCUGGAAGUGUCCUUUGGCCUAUGUCCAUUCUGCAAGGCGAAAUUAUCCACCUCAUUUGCGGCACUGCUGAACACCUAAGACUUAAAAUUAUUAUUCUCUUUCUACUAAAAAACUUAUGUACAUUUAUCCCUAUUUUUACAAAUUUUUUUUCUUUACUAAAAACGUAACCAAAUUUGUUAAAACAAUUAAAUUUACAUAAGAUUUGUAGUUUAUAAUAGAAAUCAGCAAAAAAAGAGAACAUUUGUUAUAUUACAAAAUAAAACAAAAGUUCCUUUGUUAUCUUAAAUAUGGAUAAAUUUUAUUAAAACUUGGUAAAUCAAUCUUAAGGUUUGCACACACAAA
Drosophila innubila is the source of this 1586-nucleotide messenger RNA. RefSeq names its product E3 ubiquitin-protein ligase FANCL (gene Fancl). Gene Ontology annotation, cellular component: Fanconi anaemia nuclear complex; nucleus. The transcript is spliced from 2 exons. Gene Ontology annotation, biological process: protein monoubiquitination; interstrand cross-link repair. NCBI's taxonomy places the organism in Eukaryota, Metazoa, Arthropoda, Insecta, Diptera, Drosophilidae. The record is from RefSeq and is a predicted model, not a curated record. Bases 186 to 1322 code for a protein of 378 amino acids. Gene Ontology annotation, molecular function: ubiquitin protein ligase activity.